GCACGAUUCCUCGGCCUCUCGCUGUCCCCGCUCCUUGCCGCCUCCGUGGUCGUGGAGCGGGCGCCUCCAGUGCCCUCAGCCUGGAAGGUCUCCGGGCCGGCGGAGCUGACCGAGGAGCUCGAGUUGACCUUUGCCUUGAGGCAGCAAAACCUCGACAAGCUGGACGAGGCGUUCUGGCGCGUCUCCACUCCCAGCUCUGCCGAGUACGGCCAGCACUGGAGCAACGAGGCCGUGCACAGGCUGACGGCGCCGAGGCCGGAGCACACUGCAGCGGUCCGCGGCUUCCUGCGCCGUUUCGGCGCGGAGGCCUCGCCGGCGACGCCCAACGGUGACUUCCUUGUGACCACUGUGACUGUGGAGGUGGCGCAGAAGAUGCUCAAUGCCAGCUACGUGCGCCUUGCACAUGGCUCCGGGCAGACGCUGCUUCGUGCGCCUGAGGGCUACGAGCUGCCACCGGAGGUCGCGGAUGCUGUUGAUUUCGUCGCACCGACAGUUCAUGUGCCAGGCAUCCGCCGGCCACCCUCUGAGGAUGCCAAGCCAGAUCCGGAGCUCUUCGACACGAACUCGCCGAAGAACCUCAGGAGUCUGUACAACGUCGGCGAUGCUGAGGGCAAGGCCCCCACGAAUCGUAUGGCCGUCACGGCCUUCCUGGAACAAGGUUACAGCGAGCACUCGCUGGAGGCCUUCUGGAAGAUGAUGUGUGGAGGCAUCACUUGCGGCAAGGGGCCUCCGAAAUUGGUCGGCGACUACGUGGCAGGGCAUGCCGGGGUCGAGUCGAUGCUCGACAUCGAGACCAUCACGGGUGUUGCGGGCAACGUCGAAGCCGAAUUCUGGGGCUUCGCCGGAAGGUCCAAGGACAACCCCAAGAACGAGCCUUUCUUGAAGUGGCUGACCACACUCAGCUCCACCGGAGACAAGGACGUCCCGAAGGUCUUCUCUACUUCCUACGGAGAAGAUGAAGGCUCCUGGUCCUAUGCCGCGGCCCAGCGCUUGAACGUGGAGUUUCAGAAGGCCGGCGUAAGGGGCAUUUCUUUGCUCUAUGCCUCUGGCGAUGAAGGGGCGAACUGCGAGGGCGAAGUCUUUGUCCCAGAAGGACCUGGCUCGUCGCCGUAUGUCACAGCUGUGGGAGGCACUGCCCCAGGGAAGACGUGGCCGAAGCCCGGGACAGAGGCAGAGAAGGCCAUUGGUCUCAGCUCGGGCGGCUUCAGCAGCUACUGGCCCAUGCCCGACUACCAGAAGGACGCCGUGGCUGCUUACCUCAAGAACGAGGGCCUGCCACCCAAGAGCCGGGGAUACAAUGUCUCCGGCCGUGCCUACCCGGACAUCUCCGCUCAGGCCACGAGGUUCUUGGUCAUUGCUGGCCUACCCGUGCCGGGGGU
This is a messenger RNA of Symbiodinium sp. CCMP2456, 1379 nucleotides long. Lineage: Eukaryota; Dinophyceae; Suessiales; Symbiodiniaceae. The record is from the annotation of a GenBank genome assembly.